Molecule: messenger RNA, 732 nt
Organism: Colletotrichum siamense
Lineage: Eukaryota; Fungi; Ascomycota; Sordariomycetes; Glomerellales; Glomerellaceae
Exons: 2
Coding region: 1-732 (243 amino acids)
Source: RefSeq, a predicted model, not a curated record
AUGAGCUCAACCUACUACGUGAAGUGCGAAUCUGCCACUAUUCGAAUCUCCUUCUCGAGCAAAAUCUUCCAUGACAAGCCCCGCUCCCCUGGCUACCUGCCUACCUCAUCUCAGGACAGGAAGGCCCAUUGCUCCUCCCUCGCUUGUUUAGUUCUGAAAGUCAAGGAAGGCAUCGUGGGCUGGUUGCCCGGCUACCUCCCUUCCUCCCACUGCUUCCUCUACUUCGACUACUUCCUCUCCUCCUACUGCUUCCUCCACCUCGACUACUUCUUCUCCUUCCACUACUUCCACUUUCCCUCCACCUUUUAUCCAGAGCAAGUUGAGAGCACCAAGCCCCUCCGCUUCCUCUGGUACGGCGACCUACCCCGCCGAGCCGCUGGAUAUUUUACAUCCUGCCCUUCUCUAUCCCUUCACCUGCCUACUUUUCUUCUUCCCCCCUCCCUCACGCGUUACUCGCCCGCCUUCAAACUCUUUCUAGGCACCAACCGCGAUCCGUCUUUCGUUUGGACUACUCGGUCUUCAUCUUCCGGAGGGCGUGCAGAUCGAACUGAAUAUCUACAACCUCUCAUCUUGGAAGGCAAGUACAUCUCCUUCGAGCUUUGGAUUUUUCCUCCGGUCUUUCAGGAUCGCCUUCUUCGUCAAGGCCGCAGUGCGGAACUCCCAGCGCCUUCCCUCCUUCUUCAACAACUCACCCUCCUUCCUGACAUUGAGGAGGCGCAGUGUACCUUCUGA